Monodelphis domestica (gray short-tailed opossum) is the source of this 6286-nucleotide messenger RNA. Lineage: Eukaryota; Metazoa; Chordata; Mammalia; Didelphimorphia; Didelphidae. The record is from RefSeq and is a predicted model, not a curated record.
GGCGGAGCGUGUUCGACUGACUGCGCAGGCGCGCGGGCGGCCGGCGGAAGGAUUCGCUGAGCCCAGGCGGUUGGCCGCGAGUGCCAACGCGCUGACGGAGGCGCUCGUGGUGGGUGGGGAACGCCGCCGGCCGUUUGAACCUGACGGCGGGACAUGGCCGUGGCGGUCCACGGGAGAUGGACAUCAUUUCAGAAGCCACGAAUGGCCUUGAAAUCAAGGAGUCUGUUGUUAACAAUAUUGAAAAUAGGUCCUUAACUGAUGAGAAGCAUGUAAUCCACCAAAAGCAAGAAGCAGCAAUGGACCCAAUCCUCGUUACACCAGAAAAACUUAAGACCCCGAUGAAUUUUUCUACUGUAACAGUGGAGCAGCUUGGGAUUACACCAGAAAGUUUUGUGAAGCAAUCUCCAGGAAAAUCCUUGCUAAAAAAAUCAAGGCGCCGUUCCACAGUUGGAGUCAGAGGUUCUUCUGAAACAAAUCUUCUCAUUAGAUACAUUGCUCAGCAAAGGAAUUUUGAAAAAGCAAAUGAAUCUCCUUUGGCAGAGGCUUCUCCUUCAAUACAGCAGGCCAGCCCUUUUCGACAUAGAAAUGGUGAUUCAGUAAGGCAGCGAAUUUCUGCCUUCCAAUCUGCCUUUCAGCCAGUAAAGGAAAACGAAGGAAAGCCUGGACAUUCGGGGCCAGAGGAAGAAUUUCAGGCAACAGACUGCACGAAGAACAAAAAUCCAAAACGUUGUGACCAGCCCAAGCAUUGUGGAGACUUAGCAUCCAAGCGACGGCGAAUAUCUUACCAGAGAGACUUAAAAGAAAAUAUAGCCGAUGGUGAAAAGAAACUGACUGACAUCCAGAUAUGCCAUAUUGCUACUUUGCCUGACACAAAUCGAACUUAUACCUGUGAAACUUGGACGCCAGAUCAUUCUAAGGAAUCUUUGGAUCCAUUCUUUGUUGCCCAGUCUGAAUGCUUGAUUUUAGAGGACAUUCCACGCAAAGAUCUCUCAGGUGCUAUAAAAGGGAAGAACAUUGUUGGAUGUACAGAGGAAGAACGAGCGAGUAAUGCUGCGUCAAGACACUGUAGAAAAAGAGGCAAAUUUGAGAAAGAACUGAGCCCGGAAACAUUUGGUGAGAUCAUGCCUCCAAUUGCGCCUGUGUACAAAGGGGACCUUUCAUCUUGUGAGUCCUCCUUCCUUCGCUCUGUCCUGAAGAAGACCCCUGUGAAGCUGCUUCUGGAAAGCUUGCAGGAACAUUGUGACACCUCCAGUUAUGAUGCAAAUCAAUCAUUUUCAUUCUCAGAUCUUUCAAAAGGUUGUGAGGAACUGAAAAAUGAUAAAAGCAGUUUUAAAGUCCAAAAAUCAUGGCACAAAAAGAGAGUUACGUUUGGAGAAGAGCUAAGCCCAGAAGUAUUUGAUGAAUCGCUGCCAGCAAAUACUCCACUGCGGAAAGGAGGUACACCUGCUCGACAACAAGGUGUAAGAAACAGCAAUCUUCCUUUCUUCCCCAAAUUGACCAUUUCGGAGGCGAUAUCCCAGCCCAUCUUCGAAGAGCCAGAACAGGAUCUGGUGAGCAUGGAACCCCUGGAAGUAUCUUUUGCGGUUCUCAGACCUGCUUCUAACUCUUCAUCCUCUGAAACUAUCGAAGACACUGAUGCUGUUAAUUCUUCAAAUAACUAUGAAAAAACUUCCCCCUCUAAAGUUGAUAGAAUAACACGGUCCUCUAGCAGACGGAAGUUGGCCGGUGUUACCGAAGAGGACGGUUUUAGCAACCUAGUUAGUAUAGAUGUUAAGAAUAAGGAAAAGAGACCGCAUAGGAAGAAAGCCCAAGCAGCAAAGAGCACAAGCAGAUCCACAUCGAAAAAGAUGCCGGUGUUAAAAAAUUAUAGGAGGAAGAAAAGGAGGGGAAAGAGUUUGAAGAAAUCUUUCUACGGAUUACGAGAGGUGGCUUCCCGGAAACCCCCUCUGAGUCCCAUUCCCGAGAUCCCCGAGUGCCCGUCUCCAGAGAGCCCCACCCCGCAACGCUCCCCAGCUCUGUGGUGCACAGCUGAGGGUCCUGAUAUGCACAAAGAUGAUUACAACAGUUCCAAAGAGGAUGCCAUGAGCUCUGAUCUAAAAAAACCAUUAGAAAGAUCCAGAAAAUCCUUUUUGUCCAAGAACCCAGAAACCCUGACUCUGUCUCAACUGUAUGAAGAAACCACUUCCUCGGAACACUCCACUUCUGAUAUUGAAAGCGAAUCCUCCUUUGGUCCUGUUUCUUUUGACCAAAGUUCUUCAAGUGUAAGUACGGUAUCAUUUUAUGGAAGUGGCCAUAUUCAACAUAAAAACCAGCUGCUGGAGCAAGACCACGUGAAGAAAAAGACUAAGAGCCAAAAUGUCUUUCUGUCCCCGACAUUAACUCUGACAACCAAGGAAGAGAUAACACCGAUGGUGCCUAAUUCCAGUUUUUUUGUGUGGCCGCCUGAGGCUCUUCUUCCAGAUGUGGGAAGUGUUUGUGAAUCGGAAAGCUUUGACAACACGCAGGAAGAAGAUGAAGGACUGAGUACGGGAUGUGAAGAGCAAAAAGAUGCUUCUGUAGUAACUUCCAGCGAAGGGCUAGAGAUGAGUCAUUUAGCAGCUGCUUCAGAGAGGGAAGAGAAUAGUCUGGAAGAUGCUGAUAUGAGAGAGGACGUGGACCAAACCCAAAGUGACAAUCAAGAGUUGAAAGGAAGAAAACCCCAAGCAAGCAGUGACCUCUUAAGUUACAAGAAUCUUUUAAAGAGGCUGAGAAGAAGCUCUAUUUAUUGUCCAAAUGAUGAGAAGAUCGAUUUUGAAGAAAGUGGAAAUGAGUUGCCUACCUCCUCUCCCAUGGAAGAAGACUUACCUUUGGAUAAAUCUGAACUCUUUAACAAUUUAGCCGAGUCUAUCAAAGAAGCCUUUAAGAGAUUAAGCGCCGGUGGAGUCAAAGUCAGACGUAGCACAAGAUUUCAAAGAAAUACAGAAAAUCAGGGCCUUAUUUGGGUUUCACUUCCAGGCCCUUCCACCUCCUUUACUUCUCACCAAGCCAAAAGGAGGACAAUUUGCUCAUCUAAUAGCGGAGAGCUUGAAAAUCUGCCCUACACCCAAGGGUCAUCCUGUAUUUUGUCCUCUGUUUCAGGCAGAGAAAACUCUGAGAAUGAUUCUGUGUCUGGGGCUUCCAGAAGGAAGAGCUUUUGUACAUCUGCUCUUUCAGAGAACAGAAAUGCCUCUCGUCCCAAAUACUACAGAAGAACAAGCGUUUCUCAUAGGAAUGAGGAAAACCAUCCAAAUGACUUAGAAAAAAUGGAAGUAUUAGAGAAUCCAAACAAUAUCUGACAUUUCCAGCCUUCGUUUUCUAAGGGGGAAGGUAACUAUAUGUUUCAAAGAUUGUUUAUUUUUGCAGUUGACAUUCUUCAGAAUGCUUUAGAGUUGUAACAUCUUAGGUCAAGAAACUGAACCAGUUAAAAAUAUGUUAGGUUUGACUUUGUAAUUAUCUUUUUAAAGGAAAAUAAUUCAUCAUUUUUUUUCUUCCUCUUGCUUUAGUGAGACUCAAAGUAAGAAUGAAAGAAAAAUAGUCAAUUGAUAUCCAUUAUGUAAGAGUUAGAAGGGAUUUUGAGUUCGUUGGAAUCAAAUGAACUCUAGAUUAUGAAAAAAUAGUAGAAAGAGGCUAGGGUUCACUUUUAAAAUGCCGUAAGCAUGCUGAGACAGUUUUUCUAGAUUCUUUUUUUUUUUUAAGGCACUUCAUUUAUCUAGAAAUUAAAGAAAAAUUUUUUAGUCAUUGAUAAAAGCUAGAAUUCACUUUUCAGAUUUCAAAUGCUCAAUAAUGUUAUGUCUAUUUAGUGAAAAUUUUAUAGAAUUAUUAAGAUCCAAAUGAAAUAUAUAAUCUUUAAAGUGAUUUUUUCAUUGACUUGUUUUCAAAAAAUAAAUUCACCAUUGAGAUUUUUUUUUUUAAUGAUCUAGACUAGAAGGCAUUGUUUGCUUUCACCUAAGAUAUCUAUAUCUCUUCAAAUGAAUAGGCUUUUGGCUAAGAUGUAGUGUUACGUCAUUCUUGGCAACCAAAUCACCCAUAUAGCUAUAGCUAACUUGGAAGCUAAUUGAACAUUUUCUUCUCAAUAGGAAGUCAUUUAAUUGAUAGUCAGAAUUUAAGUCAGACCCAAGACAAGGAGUCUGCUAGCGUGUAGAUGGCAGUAGGUCCAAGUUUGCUCUUCUAAAGCAGCGCCCUUGCCUUUAUCCCGUAGCAUUUCCACUCAGGAGCUUCCGCCAGCACUAGAGUUGGGUCUCCUCAGUCGCUGGGCGAAUGGGCACGCGUAACUUGGAAGACCCCAAACCUUGUACGUCUUGGACUUAUAAAAAUCCAUAUAAAUCAUUGUAUCAUUACAGAGUCUUCUUUGAAGUCCUUUUUGAACCUUUCUACCAUGAUAGCACUAACUUGUUAACAAAUCGAACUCUUUAUAAAUAACACAACAAGGAAAAAAGCUCCUGCUGUGUUGUAGCAUUUUUUCCCUUCUGUGGAGAGACUGCGUUACCUUCUUGGCACCAGUAGGUCUGGAACUCCUGCUGCUAAGACUAAUGUAUUUUACAUUAACACUCAAAGUGAUCCCAACUCCUGCUAAAGGGUGGAUUGUUUCCAAAACUGGGUUUUUUGCAAUAUAAAACAUUUAUGAGCUUCUUUUCUUUCUCCUUAUGGUGGAUGAUAUGGUUAGCGAGUCGUCUGUGCCUCAAAAACAAUGCUCAGUUUCUGGUUCCAUUUUUUUCCAACAACAAAUUUAGUCUGUGGCUCUCAGUAUUUUGUCUUUUGUUUCUUAAUUGUAGCACAUGAAGGUAAAAUGGCUCUGACAUAUAAUCUAGAUUUCAGUUUUGUCUUUCAGAGUAAAACGCAGCAUCAGAUGACUCUUAUGUUUGUGCGAUUUAAAACUUAAUUUUCUCUGUUUCAAUUCUCAGCCAUUACUAAUAGGGAAGGGAAAAUAUUUGGUAUGUGUAUCUGUUUCCUUUAUCUCUUACUGAUCUUUCAUUGUAAACGUGUUUGUCAGAUUAAAGAUGAAAAUAAAGUGUUGUAUCGUAGAAUACGCUUUUGCAUUACUGUUGGUUUCCAAAUGUUUCAUUACAAAUAUUUUACUUGGUUUCUACAGAUAACAAUAGGCAGUUUGCCCAAAAAACCAGAAGAUCUGAAGAAAUAAAGCAACUUAAGAAGCCAUUUCAUCCAACAAAACUGUUUGUGUUGUAAAAUUUUUAAUUGUUAAGAUUUCUGUAUUGGAUCAUGCUUGUUUGCUUUUACUGUUUUUUCAUGGGUGGUAAAAACAAAGAUCAUGAUGUACUUCUGUUGUGUCCAUUUUUUCUGCCUGCUAAGCUUACCAAGCAGCUUUCCCAGAAGGACGUUUUCUUGAAGUCUUCCCUGUAUCCUAACAUUUUCAGAUGGAGUCAUUGAAUUGGUUUUUAUGUUGAUGUACAUUCUGCUUUGUACCAGAAGAUGGCAGCCUGACAUGAGGCUUCUUGUUGUAUUUAGUUCUAACUCCAGGCAGCCCCUCUUCAUUUUGUGUGCUCGUGCUUCAAAUGACCCCCGAUUAUUUGGUAUAAAAUAAGACUAGGUAAAUGGGCCCCACCGAUCCUUCCCAGCCAGUCAGCCCCGGCAGCUCCCCUCCCGCACGGACAUCCUCGGGGUCCCUCUCCCUCCGCUCCCGUUCCACGCAGUCCUGGUUCGGGGCUCAGCUCCAGCUCGAUGCAGACCCAGAACCGUCACGAUAGUGCUCGAUCUCAGCUCAGGGACGAUGCCCCGGGGGAGGCGCAGGGAGGAGAGGCUGCUUGAACCCAGUUCCAGCUCGAGCGCUCGCCAGACCUUUGUUUUCUUAGCCUCCCCGAUAGCUCCCGUGGAGGCAGGCUGAUCUAAGUCACGUCGGGUCCAGCAAGCCUGUGCCGAGGAGGGCCCGCUCCUCCCCAGCUCCUCCGGGCUCUGGCUUUAGCGUUCUCUCCCUGCUCUUUCCUCUUCCCUCUUCUCCUUGCUGCUGAGCCAGCCCUCCCCGUCCCACCCCACCCCCCUAGGAGCCCCGGGGGGCCAUCUGGGAAAGCAUGAGAGUGCCGGGAGUCUGGGUAGGACAGCUGUGGAGAGGGAUGCCGCUCUCCCCACGCAACCAAGGGUCUGGGGGCCUGUCAGAGAAUAGAGACAUCCCGCCGGCCUAGAAUCAUUUCUUCUUUGUCAGAUUUCAUCUAGCGUCCUGGACUCUUACCAGUAAAAUAGGUUAAACAGAAAUUCACUUUCUAACCUCUUUGGCUGGAUUCUGAAAAUAAAACAAAUUGCUGUUCACUCUUCUUUA